AGUCGCCAUCUAGUAUUACCGGAGAGUACAUGUGCGGGUACUUUUAUUUCGUAAUUUCCAGUUUCUUCAAUUGUUCAAAAGUAAAUUGAAAUACAAAUGUCAAGUUUAUGUAGAGAACUUGUUACUAUUCAUUGCGGUAAUUAUGCUAAUUAUAUAGGCUGUCAAUGGUGGAGUUUACAAGAAAUAGCUUUUCACUAUGCAACAUCUUACGACAAAGUUGAAAAAUUUAAGGAUAUCAAUCCCGAUGUUACUCACAGAGAGGGCAAAACCCUUAGUGGUGAUAUUACCUACACUCCAAGAGUUAUUUCUUUAGAUUUUAAAGAAAAUAUCGGUCAUCGACCAGAAAGUGAUCUGUAUCGUGUAAAACCAAUACAAGAAUCUGAGUUAAAUCAAUGUUUCGACGGUAAAGCUGACGUUCAUAAGGAGGAGGUUCUUCAAGAGUCUUGGACAAAAUAUUUAUCUACACGAUAUCAUCCAAAAUCAUUAAUUUCACUCAAUGCUCAUCAAAAUCCUAUACCUUACCAAUUUGGCUACGAACUUUAUGCAAAACAUCUUAGAGAUAUUGAAGAUUCCUUGUAUUUUUUUGUUGAAGAAUGCGACAAUAUGCAAGGAGUUAUUCUAAUGUCUGAUGGAAAUUCUUUCGGAGGUCUAUCAGAAAAAAUUAACGAAUUAUUAACAGAUGAAAUUGGAGUACCCGUUAUUUAUUCAAUGCCGAUAUGGAAUAAUUCAGUUGGAGAGGAUUAUAGAAGUAGUUUAUUAAAUAAUAUCUUUUCCCUGUCUUCAACGUUUCAAAAUAGUUCGUCUGUAUUAUCUUUGGAAUCUUCCAUGAUUCUCAACUUUCUCCAAUCCAAUGGUAUCAACGAAUUGAAUAUGGAUGCUAGAACUUCUUCAAUCAUUGCAAGCUUUAUUGAUACAACUCUUUUACCAAUAAGGAGAAAAGAGAAUAGUUUAACACUAAUCGAUCAUAUUAAUGAUGUAAAUGUUGGAACAAAACGUUUACAUUCUGGCUAUAUAAAAUUCCAAACGGAGAAAAAUGAAUUUGGAUUUUCAGUAUCACCACAAGGCCCAUCAACUGAUAAAUAUUAUUCGAGAGUUUUUGUUGAAAGAGGAAAAUUCGACAAGCUUACAAAGAGAGAUACAAAUUUAACAAAAACCCACGAAUUUCAUAAUCAUCCGUUAAUAGUUAACAAGAUCUUGAACGAUGUGUUGGAAACUACUAAUAGUUAUGAAUUAAAUAUUGAAGGAGAAUUAACAAACGAUGCUAAUAAUGUUGAUUUCUUAAAGAAGUUAACAACUAAUACUAGUAAAAUUGACUAUAGAAGAAUUCCAGCUUUUGCAACUCUUGAAAAAGAUGUUUUGGAUGAUAACUUGACCAUUUUAAACAGUGUCAUUGACUUAUAUCAAAAUAGAGAUGAUAUGAUCUAA
Messenger RNA from Dimorphilus gyrociliatus, 1425 nucleotides. Lineage: Eukaryota; Metazoa; Annelida; Polychaeta; Dinophilidae. The record is from the annotation of a GenBank genome assembly.